Molecule: messenger RNA, 1231 nt
Organism: Vitis vinifera (wine grape)
Lineage: Eukaryota; Viridiplantae; Streptophyta; Magnoliopsida; Vitales; Vitaceae
Product: UPF0481 protein At3g47200-like
Exons: 1
Coding region: 96-1205 (369 amino acids)
Source: RefSeq, a predicted model, not a curated record
UGCCACAGAAACUGCAGAAAAAAAAUAGGGAAGCCUACACGCCAAGAGUAGUCUCCAUCGGUCCCUGACAUCAUGGCGAAGGGCCCUUGGUAGCCAUGGAAGAGCAUAAGCUGAGGUACCUCCAAAAUUUUCUUUCUAAAUCCGGCAAAACCUUAGCGGACUGUGUUGAAAUUAUAUCCAGGGAGGAGAAAAGGGCCCGAGACUGUUACAUGGAGAGCAUAAACAUGAGCAGCAAAGAAUUUGUGAAGAUGAUUCUACUGGAUGGUUGCUUCAUCGUUGAAGUGAUCUUGGGCUUUUCCAACUGUCAUACUAUCAAACCAGAUGAUCGGGUAUACAACAAGCCAUGGUUGUUGUUUGAUGUGCGCCGUGACAUGACCUUACUAGAAAACCAGCUUCCAUUCUUUCUUCUUGUUACUCUCUACAGCCUGCUGCCCCUUCCACCAGAACACCAAAAUCACUGCUACUCAUUCCUUCUCCUUUCUGUCGAAUUCUUCAAAGACUAUUUGCAAAUUCCUGAAGCCAAAUGUUCUAGAGACAUAAUGAUUGAAAUUGAGAAGAAGACCUCUAGUACUGAUGGGGAAGUAAAGCACUUUGUUGAUUUGCUAGUAGUUUGUCUGCAGCCUUCAUCCCCUAGUCCAGUAGAAGCAUUUGACUUCAAACUCGUGAUACCUACUGCAACACAGCUCCGUGAGGGAGGAGUAAGGUUCCAGUUGCACGCACAGGAUAAACCCUUACUUGAUAUAGAGUACAGCGAUGGUGUUCUGAGAAUCCCAAGCCUAAUACUGCAGGAAAAGUGUGAAUCCUUAUUUCGAAACCUCAUUGCCUUUGAGCAGUGUCACUCCCGUGCACACGCUUACAUAACCGACUACAUAUACCUCAUGGAUCACCUUAUUAACACUACUAAUGACGUCAACCUACUUGUUCGGAAGAGAAUUAUUAGUAGCCAUCUGGGCGACAGCAAUGCGGUUAAGAAUCUAUUUAACAGACUACUAAUUGGUGCUGAAUUAUGGAGGGAUACCUUCCAUUUUUCAGGUAUAUAUGUGGAGCUUAGUGAAUACUUAGCUAGUCCAUGGAACAGUUGGAGGGCAACAUUGAGACAUGAUUAUUUCUGUUCGCUAUGGAGAGGGGCUUCUACAAUUGCUGCAGUUAUACUCCUCCUACUUACUCUCUUACAAACCAUAUUUUCGGGCAUGUCUCUUAAGUAAUUACUUUUGCUGCUGAAUUAUUUAUG